AUUGUCUGUAUCGGACAUUGUGUAUGUUCAUCCAUGGUAUGUCCAAGCGAAGAGUACGGGAGCGUUGGUCAACUCUCUGGACAUACGAAAUGUCAAGAAAAAAGCAUUGCAGAAGUGCUAAAGGAACUGACGCCGAAAUCUUUUGGAGGUGACCGAUGAAAGUUCUGCUCGCUGUUGGUUUGUCGCCGGCCGCAUCAUGCCCGAAGGUCCGAGCGUUAGACGAUGGGGUGACAUCGCUCGUCAAUUCCUCAAGAAACGCAUCAAGGAAGUGAAAGGAGUCAGCAAAGUUAUGGAACGCGAGAGAUGGAGAGGUGCAUUUAUCAACGAUGUUGUCGUCUACGGCAAGCAGUUGUUUUUUCAACUCCUCAAAGAGGGUUUUUCGGAAGGGGACACAAAAAGUGACAGGGAAUUAGACACAUCCAGGAAGAAUAAAACGCGGAAGGUGCAUGAUCAUCGAGAAAAAGACCAAGAUUACGGAGAAGACUCCAUCUGGUAUCGCUAUCACUUCUUGAUGUGGGGUAGCCUUCGCGCGAACGAAUAUAAAGAACCUUCAAAGCGUUCGAAGAGAGCAAAAAAGUUAGAGUCACCGAAAGCUCCGAAUCCUAUGGUCGAGUUUCUAUUUGAAGAUAAGACAUUUCUUGUUUUCUACGGCGGCAGCAUCCGUAUUGUUGACGGACCAUGCAAAGACGAAGGAACUGAUGUUCUCUCCGAGACAUUCGAUGUCGAAAAGGCGACGGCAGCGCUACAGAAACCAAUACCAGUAUGCUAUACCAUCAUGGACCAGGCAUACUUCGCAGGAGCUGGUAACAUUGUCAAGAAUGAAGUAUUGUAUGUAUGUCGGAAGCAUCCUCUUGAGCUAGGAAGUAAUUUGACCCAAGAUGAAGCAGUGCAACUCGCAACGGAAGUCUUGCGAUUUACAAAGGACUGGUUAAAAUGGGAGGAAGAGUUGAACGAGUAUAAAAAAUUUGGCUCCUGGUUGAAAAUGUACUGGAAAUUCAAAUGUCCCGAUGGUCAUAAGACAAUGAGAGGAUUUUUUGGAGAUGAACUGAAGCGGAUGACGACAUGGUGUCCUGAAUGUCAAAAACUGAGAUUUGAGAGUGAUGCGUCAAAGAGCGAACUGGAAAACAUCGGGAAAUUCAGGAAGACUACGCAUGUAAAACCAAUGAAGGAAGUUGCGCCCAAUGAUGAUUAUGAUGCGCAACCAUCCAAGAAACUAAAAUCGAAAAAGCUCUCUGGUAAAAGAGAAGCGAGAAAUAACAAUUCAACAAACAACAUCUUAGGAAUAACACAGGGAGAUGAUGAUGGCUUUUAUCAAGUGUGUCGCACAUCGUGUACAUCAAAAUCAAGAAAGUCUAGGAAAGUGUCACUGACAAGAGAGAAAACCAUAUCAGACACAUCCAAAGCUGAAGAAACAGAUGGCAAUUUACACAGCUUUUCACCAAACAAGCAAUCGAGAAAGCGAAGACAUUCGGAGAUGGCCAACUCGGAACCGAAUGAAAAAUACAAACAUGCAGAUGUCAAACAUGAAUGCCAUCAUGGUCAUGAGGGUGUUACAAGAGGUACAAGAAAAAGUUUGAGAUUGAGAGCCAAAGUUGAAAGUCAAGGAAACAAGAGUGAGAAAUCGGAUUCAGAACCAAAGGAGAAGAGACCAAGAGGUAGGCCAAAGGGAAGUGUAAACAAGUCACCCAAGAAAUCACAAACGCAGAAAGAUACCAGUGGUGCCAAACGAGGACGAGGAAGACCUAGGAAACGACCCGUGGAGGAAGUAGUUGAGGAGGCAGAGGAGGAAGCUGGAGCUGAGGAUGAUGAGUAAGAUGGUCCAUACAUCAGAUUAGAGGAAAAAACAGUGGUCUCUAAACAGUUGUUCAUCUUCAUUCUCCUAAAGGAUCAUUGAAGUCAAAGUACGAGAGCCUUCUAACCCUAGGAAUAAACCGUUAUUCCCAACAAUCAUAAAAAUUAAGCCUAUUUUAAAUUGAAAUAGAAAAGAUAUUUUCUUCAUUAAAAAAAAAAUUAGAAAAAUAUGGGGUCAUCAUUCACUGGAUGCAAUACAUGAUCUUCAAAAUGCAUGAUUAUUACAUGUUUUAAACUUGUUCGACUCGAGUAUUGGAUGGGGUACCCAUAAUGCAAAGCAUUGCUAGGUGUACCAGUCCUGUCAAGGCAAAUUGAUUAAUACUGUUGAGAAGUUUUUGAAAUUAUGUAACAUUCUAAAUCAGAUAUUAAGUACUCUUACAAGCAACAUAACAUGCUUUUGUAUGUGUUUGAUGGGAAAUUUUGAUCUUGAAAUAAAUAAAUUUUAUUCAAUUUAUCAAAGUGAUGGUGAAAGGCUUUUUAUAUCAGUAUUCUAGUGAUCAGAAGACAGGAGAAUUUAAAGAAAAUGAGGGAAAAAUAUUCUCUCCCAUUAGACCAUUGAUUUAAAAAUGUAAAUAAUCAUGUACAUGUAUUCGUCAUUUUGAUUGUGUUUUUGUAAAUUAUGUUUUUCUUGUGACAGACAUUAAGUUAACAACUUAUAUUUUUGUUUGAUAGCUAGUGUUUUUAUAUAUACAUUCAUCACAAUGAAAUAAAAUAUGUUGACCAGAUAAAAAUAAUAGUCUCAGUAAUGGUUACAAAAAUAGUCUUUAAUUUUUUUUUUCUUCAAAAUACCACUUCUUUCUAUCAUGUUGUAUUCUGCCCAGUAUAAUAAUAAUAUGCUUAAUACUAGUGAGGGUGUGUUUGCAUUAUCAUUUGAAAUAUGGAAAGUUUGGAAACAUUGCAAUGCUAAAUUAUUGAUGGAUAAUAAGAACGAAUGAAUUAUAAUCAUGCAUUAUUACAGUAGAUUUUUGGUUGCCAUGGCUAUGCCACUGUCAAAACCUUAGCAUGAAAGGACAGAUGAUCGGACAAGGGCAAUUUGAAAUACAUAUAAUUCAUCAUGCAAAAAUACAAUCACUUUCUUCAUAUUCAAAGGAAGGUUUUGUAUUUAAAUUACGUCUGUGAGUCUGUUGCUUACAUCGUUGCUUAGAAAUCUGGAUUGAAAUCUUGAUAAAAGAAGGAUACUAUAGUACUGUAUCAAUAGAGAAUACCCAUAUGUCUGAUGUGAAAUUCUCUAGUACUUGAGUUUAAGUUAUUCACCAAGGUCAAAAUCAAAUGAUACUUGUUUGUUUGUGUUGUAAAACUUUUGUUUAUGCAGUCAAAUACAUUUUUAAAUUAAUUUGCACUUUUGUCCUCUUGAAUAUAAAAUGUUGUAAUUUUGAUUUGAAGAAUUUUAAGCAUAAAUCUGAGAAGUAAAUAAUUAGUGAUGGAGCUUUUCCAUUGUUUUUCUCUACCCCAGGAAUCUGGUAGCAAGAUUGAUAUGAACAGAUUACAAACUGAUAUUACUAAUCCUGAUCCAUAAUUGUUUGAAAAAAGAAAACUUGUGGAAUCAAUUCAAACAUGAUUUGACUCAUUUAAAUCUCUUACAGGCAAUGAUAUAUCCAUAAAUGAUCAGACACCCUUUCAUCAAUUUUGAAUUUUAUCAAAUUGGUCGUGAUACUCUUUGAUAUUUUGUGGUGGUGUUCACAAAUAAUUUGGUCUUGUUCAGUUUCUGUUGUUAUAUUCAAAGCAAAUGUAAUGUGAACAUGUCUACCUCACUUAAAUAGGGGUGCUCUUGGCAUACCUCAUGCUAAAGAGAAAGAAAUGCAAUAGUUAAUAAGGAUUUAUUUUGAUGAACAAUGAGACAGUUGAGCCAAUCAAAACUAAAAGAUGAAUUACGAAUCAGUGAAUGUUUAUUUUGCAGUUCCUUGGAAUUGUUUAGUGCAAACAUAUUUGUGUAAAGCAAAAGCCAUUAAUCACAACUCAGUAUGAAUGCUUAAAAAUGAUGAUCAUCUACCAAGUUAGAGUUACAUGUGAAAUAUGAUGUUGAACAGUUAUGCUGCAGUGUCGCUAAACUUGAACCAGUUGUGUGUAUUGCUAAUACUAUAGUCAAAGAAAUGCAUGCUGUGGAAGUAGGAUCUUGUUAUUUUCUGUCUCCCUAAAAGUCAUUUCAAUAUUGCACCCAUGUCAUGGGUUUUUGUAAUCAACAUUUUUGUAUAUGAUUAAAGCAGUGCAAAAUAUUCAUUGCUAAAUUGAAUUAUUUUGAGGUACUGAGAUUACAAAUUGCUGUAUGGCCUCAGAGAUAUCCCUCUGUCAGUAGACAUUUGGUAUAAGCAUGAGAUCUUUGAUCUCUUUGUCUUUAAUCAAAUCCAUGUCAUUAAUGUGUUUUUAGGGAUUUUGAAUGUUAUGUGGGUCAUUUUCCCAAUUCUUCUAUUGUGAUUUUAUUCAGAUUUGUUCAUCACCUCCAUAUGGUGCAUUCAAAUGAUGCCCACACUUCGUUCAUAAUGUGAUCUAUUCCCACUUUGGUCGAGACUGCAUAGAUUAUUCAAUUAACAAAUGAAAACUUGCAUCUUUUGAUUUAUGCAGUGACUCUUAAAUAUCAUGGUAUUUGAUAAAAUAGAAAACAAAACCCCUCCAACAAUUCAUGAUUUUACAAAAAUGCAAGCGCGAGGGCUCGAUUUGAUAUGCUGAUCUUAUAGGUGAAUGUUGAUAAUUUGUUUCCAAGGAGUAUUCUUGUUUAAAAGCUGUUGUAUGCUCUCUUGUGUGUUGCAUUCCUUAGAGUGCAUGUAUCAUACAAACUCAGAAGUGUUAUUUGUAAUACACCCGUUGGUAUUGUGAGGGGAUCGCUGAAAACACUCUAUACCAGUGUUUAACUCAUGGUGUUUGUUAGACAACUUUUCAACACUAAUUUAGUGUCAAAUUCAAACUCUAUGGGUUUGUUUUCAACACUUGAAGGGUACAAUCCUCACAACAUCAUAUCAGUGUUUUUAGUGUUGUCUCCUUGUCAUCUAAUGUGAUAACUUUGUAAACCAAAUAGUAUUAUUAAUGCAAAUGAAUCUAAUUUAUAAUAACUUUGUCAAGAAUUGCCCUAAAUUCAAUGAAAUUAAUGUUUAA
Lytechinus variegatus (green sea urchin) is the source of this 4938-nucleotide messenger RNA. Its product is annotated as endonuclease 8-like 2. The record is from RefSeq and is a predicted model, not a curated record. Lineage: Eukaryota; Metazoa; Echinodermata; Echinoidea; Temnopleuroida; Toxopneustidae. Gene Ontology annotation, biological process: regulation of DNA-templated transcription; base-excision repair. Bases 197 to 1813 code for a protein of 538 amino acids. Gene Ontology annotation, cellular component: chromatin; nucleus. Gene Ontology annotation, molecular function: damaged DNA binding; DNA-(apurinic or apyrimidinic site) endonuclease activity; DNA N-glycosylase activity. The transcript has 6 exons.